AUGUAUUUCGGCAAAGUCUUUGCGGCUCUUGCAGUCUUUACUACGGUUGGCUUAGGGUAUCCCGUUGGUAAGCCAUCAUUAACAACUCCAUAUCACAAGGAGAAAGCAAAAGCUAAUACAUAGGCUCGUAGCAUUAGAAGCAGACGAUGCCAUCGGAAACACCUGGUCAGAAAGCAUCUCAAAUCGUGAAGCAGAUGAGAACAUUGGGAACACUUGGUCAAACAGUGUAUCCAAUGCCGACGAAAGCUUUGGGGGCAUCGUGACAGAGAGUAUAUCCUACGCCCAGCGCAGCGCCGAAGCAGAUGAAAAUAUCGGGAACACAUGGAGUAAUAGUGUUUCAAAUGCUGCGGAUGAGAAUAUUGGGAAUACUUGGUCAGAAAGUAUCGCGAAUAACUGAGUGGUGUUUGGGGGUUCGAAGCAUUUCCCAAACUGCAGAAUUUAUCUUGAGGAUGUAAUUUUGGGGCUUGAAGGUAUCGGGACAGAGAUACUGGAUGUUGGAGGAUGGGAAGAAUGUUAGAUGCUUUGGGAUUUCGUGCAUGGAGCUAACAAUUUCUUCCCCAUUCCCUUUCUCUCGAAUAGGGAGUUGUAUACAGACUACAGUAUGCGGCGAUUGUGCUGAUCCAACCUGUUCAAGAAACAUACAUGUAUGGAUGGUUUUUUUGGAAGCCAAAAUAGAAGGUUGGUAGGUAGUUAGACUACUCGUACUUCAAAAAGGACUCGGUAGUUCAACCUCGAGUUUUACAUUACCUUGUAUUUGGAGAAACAACGGUAUAUCAAUCGGU
Hymenoscyphus albidus is the source of this 782-nucleotide messenger RNA. The record is from the annotation of a GenBank genome assembly. Lineage: Eukaryota; Fungi; Ascomycota; Leotiomycetes; Helotiales; Helotiaceae.